AUGAUUAUUUUUUUAGAGUUACUGGCGUUGCUUAACAUCAUACCUGAAUGGCUUUGCAAACAACGUCAAGAAAGGUUAUUUGCUGGGGAACCAUUGUUUGCACACAUCAAGCUCCUAAAAGAGAGAAAGAUUCAUGUGGUUCCUGCUGCUCAUUCACAUGAACUCUUAGUUAAUUGGCAGGAACCUUGCAUUGUAUUCUGUCCUCACUGGAGUUUGCGUAUGGGUCCUAUUGUUCAUUUGCUUCGUCGAUGGUGUGGUGAUCCAAAAUCUUUACUUAUUAUUGAGGGUGUUUUGAAUCUUGAGCUAGCACUUUUACCUUUCAAUCCAGUUGCAAUGAAGGUUGCAGAAAGUUAAACCUUUACUAGAGACAUUGCAGCCAAAGACAGUUCUGUGUCCUGAGGAGUUGAGACCGCAGAUCAACUUGUCAAGUGAAAAGUCUUUCUCCAUUUUAUAUUAUACCGAAGCUGAAACUU
Cajanus cajan (pigeon pea) is the source of this 473-nucleotide messenger RNA. The record is from RefSeq and is a predicted model, not a curated record. Lineage: Eukaryota; Viridiplantae; Streptophyta; Magnoliopsida; Fabales; Fabaceae.